Messenger RNA from Racocetra persica, 497 nucleotides. The record is from the annotation of a GenBank genome assembly. NCBI's taxonomy places the organism in Eukaryota, Fungi, Glomeromycota, Glomeromycetes, Diversisporales, Gigasporaceae.
CAACAAUAGAAGGAAAUCCUCCAAAGAAAAGUCUUCAAUGUACAAGAUAUUUACGUUAUAAUCCACAUGAAAUUUACACACAUUAUGAUUUAGAAUAUGCACGAAAAAAUGGAUUGAAAGUAACAUUAAUGAAUAUAUCACCAAAUGCGCUUAUUUAUGAAAGAAAUGUACAUAUAACAGGAAAAGACAUGUUUGGUGAAUGGGGUAAUAUAUUACACAAAAUUAAAAAAGAAGGUGGAAUAGAAGGAAAAGUUAGUAAAGCAUUAUUAGUUUCAAUAUGGGGUGCAUUAUGUGAGCAAAGAAAUGGACAAAAUUAUGGUUUACACCCACGAAUAAAACCAUUCUUAUUAGCAUCUGCACGAAAAAGAAUAUCAGAAAUUGUAAAGCCACUAGGAGAUCAAGUAAAAUGUAUACAUACAGAUGGCUUUAUUAUAGCUGGAAAAGUAGAACUUAAAAUGGAAAUAGAAAUGAGUGAGCUAAAAUUUGAGAAAAAUGGA